CUCCCCUCUUCAUCAACGGCAAGCAGGUGGAGAGGGUUCACAGCAUCAAAUACCUCGGCGUCCACAUCUCUGACCGCGUCCACAUCUCUGACCGCAUCACCUGGUCAGAGAACAUCACCACCAUCAUCAAGAAGGCCCGGCAAAGGUUACACUUCCUGAGAAUCCUCAGAAGGUAUAACCUCAACUCCGAUCUGCUGCUGGCCUUCUACCGCUCCUCCAUCGAGAGCUUGCUGACCUACUGCAUCAUAGUAUGGUUCGGCAGCUCCACCGCUGCCGAUAGGGAGAGGCUGCAGAGGUUUCUCAUCAGUUCUACAGAGGCCUUGGAAUCCGAACUGAACGCCUUGCAGUGCCACUUUACCUGGAAUCUAGAACCUUCCAAGUCCAAACUGAACUAUCUCAGGGAUGCACUGGAGGACAUCGCCACAGAUGAGGGAAACGUCUGGCUGGGUCACAUCUACAAUCUGCAGGGGUUCAUCCAGUACAAGCUGGGCUCCUCUGAAGAGGCCCUGAAGUUCUUCAGACGAGCCACUGAGACCUUCCAGCGUCUUAAAAACUCUGAUGAAGGUCCCUGGUUGAUGGUGAACUUUGGGAAUCUGGCUUGGCUGCACCAUCAUAUGGGUGAAGAUGAGAAGAGUCAUGAUUACCUGUCAAAAGUUGAAGCUCUAAUGAGAGAAUACCCAGCUCCACCUGAAGAAGAGCUCCACCAGGAGGUCUGUGCUGAGAAGGCCUGGACCCUGAUGAAGUUUGACAAAGAGAAGAAGCUGCAGGCUGAAGAGCUCUUCCAGAGAGCCGUGAGGAUGCAGCCAGACAAUCUGGAAUGGCAGACCAAAUGGGUCAUAUUAUUAGCAGAUUGCUUCAAAGUUAACAUGAAGCGCAUGACUCCCGAUGUAUUUGAAAAAGUGAAAUCUGCCUCAGAAAGAGAUCCAGAAAACUUGUAUGUUGCUGCUCUUUAUCUGAGGGCACGAGCUGCAAAAGGAGAACAAAUUCAGGAUGAAGCUAAAAGAUUGGCUGAAAGGAUCCUAGAAAGUUCUACAAAAAGUUACAAUGGCUUCAGCCACUUACGGCGACUGUACAUUGAGUAUAUGUCUAAGGAUGAAGCUAUUAAGUUAGCCGAUGAGACCCUGAGGAGAUAUCCUGACUGCCGUUGUGCAAAGGAAUUUGCUGCGAUCUGCUACAAGAAUAAAGUUCUUUCCCAAGACUUCCCACCCAGUAGUCAAAGCGGCAUCGUCACACGAGCUAUUAGUCUCUGGGAGGAGAGGAUUGUUCUCUAUGCUGAAUCUAAUCUUAAAGAUCAAAUAACUCUAGCUGAUUUAUAUGCAAAGGUAGAUAAAGAGAAAGCUGAACAGAUUUAUAGUGAGAUGCUGAAUAGAAAACACCUGGAUUCAGCAGAGAAACAGAUGCUUUAUAAUUGUUAUGCAAGAUAUUCAUUCUUCAAUAGAAAUGAUAGUUUCAGGGCUAUUGAGUACCACAUGAAGGCAGUAGAGAUUCAAAAAGAAUCCAGGUAUCGACAGAAAAGCAUCAUAAAGCUAAAAAAGACUUCUGCUCAGAGUCUGGAGAACAAACUGGAGGCCCUGCAGUGCCAUUUCACCUGGAACCUUGAUCCUGGAAGUCGCAGACUUACUGUUAUACGGAGUAUUGUGGAGGACAUCGGCACAGAGGAGGGAAACGUCUGGCUGGGUCACAACUACAACCUGCGGGGAUUCCUCCAGUAUAAGCUGGGCUCCUCUGAAGAGGCCCUGAACUUCUUCAGCCGAGCCACUGAGACCUUCAAACGUCUUAAAAACUCUGAUGAAGGUCCCUGGUUGAUGGUGAACUUUGGGAAUCUGGCUUGGCUGCACCAUCUUAUGGGUGAAGAUGAGAAAACUCAGGAUUAUCUGUCAAAGGUUGAAGCUCUAAUGAGAAAAUACCCAGGUCCACCUGAGGAAGAGCCCCACCCAGAGGUCUGUGCUGAGAAGGCCUGGACCCUGAUAAAGUUUGACAAAGAGAAGAAGCUGCAGGCUGCAGAGCUCUUCCAGAGAGCUGUGAGGAUGCAACCAGACAACGUGGAAUGGGAGACCAGCUGGGCCAUAUUAUCAGCAGAUCCCUUCAAAGCUUACAUAAAGGACAUGACUCCUGAUCUCUUUGAAAAAGUUAAAUCUGCCACAGAAAGAGAUCCAGACAACUUGUAUGUUGCUGCUCUUUAUCUGGAGGCACGUGCUGCAAAAGGAGAGCAAAUUCAAGAUGAAGCAAAAGAUUUAGCUGAAAAGAUUCUAGAAAAGCCAAUGCACGACUACUGUGGAAUAGGCCGAGUAAUGAAGCUGUAUAGAAAGUACAUAUCUGUAGACGAAGCCAUUAAAAUAGCUGAUGAGGCCUUGAAGAGACAUCCUGAUUCACGCUUUGUAAAGAGGUCUGCUGCAAAAUGCUACACAAAGAAGGUAUUUUCUCAGCGAGGUAACCCUGAUCCUAGAGCAACCGACAAAGCAAUCCGAUUGUGGAGAGAAGUGAUUGAGGUUUACCCUGAAUGUUCCCCGAAAGAAAAAAUAUCUCUAGCUGACGUCCAUACAAAGGUAGACAUAGAGAAAGCUGACCAGAUUUACAGAGAGCUUCUGGACAGAGAAGAUCUGGAUCCAGCAGAAAAACAGAUGCUUUACUGUCGUUAUGCAAAACAUUUACAGUUUAUUAAAAAGGACUACUGUAGUUCUACUACGUACCACAUGAUGGCAGCAGAGAUUCAAAAGGAAUCCAAAUAUAAAGAGAAAAGUGUCAAACAGCUGAAGAAGACCUUAAAAAUUAACAAAGACCCUGAAAUUCAGAGAAGGAUCAGGGAGCUUCUGACCAGCCUGAAAAGUAGCCCAAAAAAAACGAGUCAGUGA
Cyprinodon variegatus (sheepshead minnow) is the source of this 2852-nucleotide messenger RNA. RefSeq lists its product as uncharacterized. The annotation marks the transcript as partial. NCBI's taxonomy places the organism in Eukaryota, Metazoa, Chordata, Actinopteri, Cyprinodontiformes, Cyprinodontidae. The transcript has 4 exons. The record is from RefSeq and is a predicted model, not a curated record. Gene Ontology annotation, molecular function: methyltransferase activity; protein binding; 2-oxoglutarate-dependent dioxygenase activity. Gene Ontology annotation, biological process: defense response to virus. Gene Ontology annotation, cellular component: cytosol.